AUUGAUUAUGUUUUCUGUAAGUCGAGUAGGAAAAUAUUUGAUUUACUAGAAGCACAUGAAUUACACCUCCAAAAGUAGCGUCGGAGGGGAUCAUGCUUCUAAAGGCAAAGGACUUGGAUUGAAACAAAGGGGUCAGGUUUAUAAUUCGGCUAGCGAGGCUCUGGAUGCUUACAUUUCAGCAUUCGAGAAACGGACCAACUACUACACUCGCAGCUCAUCGGACUUACUUGCUCCCAAACCGAAAUUCUACUUCAUGGAUUCUUUGGAAAGAAGUUUGCUAGGGAGCCCUGGUAAAUCUCCGGGCCAGAAAGUUGACGAUCUCGUUGCCUGGGUUAAUCAGACUUAUAAUCAAGACGUGAACAGCAGAGUACAACCUUUUGGUUUGAACUCCAACCAUGGCGUAGAGUCAUUUCCAGGAUCAAGGGGUGGUCAGACAAGAACGACACAAUAUUCAUCUCGCUAUUCACCAUCUCGUAGAGUUGAAGUAGAUGAACUAUCUUCACUCCCUUCUCCUAGUUCUUCCGUAGUUGAUUUGGAUAGUAAUGCAGGAACUGUUGAGACUGAUAUUUUGUUAAGUAGUUACAAAGGAGAGAAACCAGAAGAUGCUUACUCAAGGUCAAACAUAUAUGAACAGUACCCAAAAGCAAGACCAACAUCUCUAAAAGUAUCAGGGAAAUCUCCAAAGCAAUAUGGCAGUAAUAUUGAGUAUCCUAGUUGGGUGUCUAGUCUGGGUAAAGAGUACCCAAGCUGGGUAGAGGACUUGGACAGCACAGCACUAUCGAAAAAGGCAUCUAGGAGUCCACAGCAUAAAUACUCAAGUACUGUGAGAACAAGUCCAAAGAUUAAUACGUCUAGUAGCUCUUUAGACUCCAAAAGAGAACUCAAAGUCUCAGAUCUCAAAGUAAGAACACCGCCAUCCAAAUCAAGGACAACUAAAACCAAGCAUCUGAGCCUAGGGAAAGCUGACAAGGAAUAUUUAAGAGACUGGACAGACACUGCAAGUAUGGACACUGAUAUCCUACUGUCGCAGCCAAUGUAUGGUGACCGGCCAGUUAAUAUGGGUGGAGACUUACAUCAAACAUUACAUAAAGAUCAAAAAGUUACUAGACUUAAAAAAGAGUCGACAAAAAAGCUAAAAAAAAGUUCGGAAAAAUCUCGGUCCAGAGCGCGCGAAAGGACGCAAAUUUCUCCUCGUUCUAAGAGUGUGUUAGUUACGCCAGAUCAUGGUGUCCGUGCCGUAUCUCCAAGAGAGUACCAAAGUGCUCCCCCAAAGUCUAGAAUGCGUCCUGAAGCUAGCGUAUCUCCAAGUUCAUAUCGGGACUAUUCUCCGCUCAGGUCGGGACAUUUGAGACCAUCCCCGGAACGCUUGGAACUCAAACCUACGCAAUUCAGUAUGCCAGUAAGGAGUCCAAACUUUAGAAGUACAGAAAUUUACCAAAGAGAAGAGUAUCCCUCCCCUAUGUCUAAGUACACCACCCCUUCCACCGAUAAAAGACAUUCACCCGUUAGAAGUCAUGCAAGAGAGUCUGAAUACCGUGGGUCUGGAGAAGAGUAUUCGUCCCCUAUGUCUAAGUACACCUCCCCUUCCACCGAUAGAAGACAUUCACCCGUUAGAAGUCAUACAAGAGAGUCUGAAUACCGUGGGUCUGGAGAAGAGUAUUCGUCCCCUAUGUCUAAGUACACUUCCCCUUCGACUGAUAGAAGACAUUCACCCUUAAGUAGUCAUGCAAGAGAGUCUGGAUACAACGGGUCUGUAACGAGAAAGCCACCGAGCCCGAGUCACAUAAAGCACUCGGGCACGCGAUCGCGGAAAUCAAAAGACUCGAAACCUGGACUAGGAGAAGAUGCUGAUAAAGAUGCUUCAGAUACUGAUAGGGAAAUGAGAAAGUCACCCACUGGUAUCAAGAUGGAAAAGGUGUAUCGGGAUCCUUCCACUAUGUAUCCGUGGAAAACCAUGAUACAGUCACGCAAUCAUAAGUCAGUGGCAUUUAGUGACGGCUAUAGCCCUGGACUUGCAAAACCUGUUUAUAAAUCCACACCAGCUGUGAAAAAUGAAGCGAUAGCUAGCCAGAGGUAUAUGGCGAGCAAGGUGCCAUCGCGUGACUUGAGUGGUAAUGUCACGCAACCGGAGGAGUAUGUGACAAGACGCAUCACGCAUUAUUUUCCUAAGGCAUCUCCAGGACUUAAGAGCGCACCGCCACAACCGGUAUUCACAAGUACAAGUCAAACAAUCCCCACUCAUAAACCACCUAUAGCACCAAGGAGCUUAGAUAGACUAGGAAAACACCAGAGAAGCCGAACGAUGCCCGAUCUAAGGACGAUAGGUUCCGGGGUCAAGUCUCUACGUCAUUCGAAGGGCAGACGUAGUUAUGACGAUGAUUUAUUGAGUGUUGUGACGUCAGACACGGAGGUGUUACUCACUCAACCUCCAAUGCCAAUAGUAGACGUUAGUCCAUCUCUAACUACUGUAUCAGAUAGUAGCGACACUAUCGUAGGUUCAGACACCGAGUCCGAGAGAGAAACCUAUCGACGGUCGAGUCCUACGAGGUCAAUACCAGUGAGACAAGAAGAAACGUCCUUUAAUUCUGCGCAGGGAGGGGAGGGUGAGAAAUUCUCACCCACGAGUGCGUUCGCGUCUUCGAGUCCGUAUGCAGCAGUGAGAGAAGAGCUUCCAAAGAGAUAUCAUUUAUGGAAAUUAGACGACGAUACCACGGCUCCUGAUAGUUUUAUCAAAAAGAAACACGUGGCAAGUGGAAAGUCGACCAUUAUUUCUUCGUUCCUCGAGGACUGUUUAAAUAUAGAUGAUAAAGAUAGCUUGUAUGACUAUAAUAGAAACCUGAUUCAAAACUCUUCUCAACCAGUCUCCACACGGUUAAGUGGUCGAGAGGGAGCCCCGGGUCCGGUUGAGGCUCUUAAAAACAUGCUCUUUACCAUGCAAGACAUGGCGCAUCACAAAGAUGCUGCACAGAGAGACGAAGAACCGCAAAGCUGCAAGUCACUCCGGGCACCUCUUAUUCGGCCUUUGGACGAGGAUAUCAAAGAUGAUCAAAGUGAAGCUUCGUCGCAGCUUUUUCACGGAGAAGAAUCUCUACAAAGAGCUUAUCACCACCUCCAGCGACUAAAACGCCUUGUUGGAAGCGAAGACGAUCAAUCAUCGGUUGAUUCUGAAAUAUAAUUCACUUUAUUAUACCAAUGUAUUACGAAUGGAAGAGAGAUAAUCUGAUUACAACUUCAAUAAGAUCUAUUCGAUUUA
Messenger RNA from Actinia tenebrosa (Australian red waratah sea anemone), 3253 nucleotides. RefSeq lists its product as uncharacterized. The record is from RefSeq and is a predicted model, not a curated record. Lineage: Eukaryota; Metazoa; Cnidaria; Anthozoa; Actiniaria; Actiniidae.